Carya illinoinensis is the source of this 1401-nucleotide messenger RNA. RefSeq lists its product as uncharacterized. The transcript has 6 exons. Lineage: Eukaryota; Viridiplantae; Streptophyta; Magnoliopsida; Fagales; Juglandaceae. The record is from RefSeq and is a predicted model, not a curated record. Bases 345 to 1085 code for a protein of 246 amino acids.
UAAUUUUAAUGUACUCCUUCGUAAAAUCUCAGCAUUUAGCAGCAAGCUGAAUAAAAAGAUAAUCACGUGACUCAUAAUCAGCAUUUGGAAGCAUUUGCCAUUGGGCCAUGCGCCAGGCCGAAGUAGGAAAAGAUAAUCACGUGACUCAUUACUUGCGCCUUUCCAGCACUAUAAUGGAGGGGUUGGAGUAGCAACCUGCGUCCUCGUAUCCCUCGCCGCUUAUCCAAAUUACGCUCUGUACGCGCUUACACGAAGCCCAACCCUCGCAAAUCUUCAAGGUCCUCCAGAUAAGAAAUAAUAGUUUUGUAUAUAUAUCAUUUUUGUAGAAAUUAACUUGUGGGUAGAUGGCUAUGGGCUCUUACUGUUAUUGUAAGGCUGGAUGGAUUCCCCCUUCAUAUCCAGGCACGAACACUGGUAAAUCUCUCUGCCUCAGGCAUGGUCAGUUGGGUUUAGCUUCCUCAGCUGAGAAAUCUCCCAGACCCUUGCUUCGCAUCUCGGCGAAUUCAACACAGAGAGCCCGAUUCGUUGCUCGGCGUAGAGAGUCCGUUUCGGUUCGGCAACUCCAACGGCCACUAAUUGAGUACAUGAGCUUGCCGGCGAGUCAGUACUCGGUGCUGGAUGCAGAACGGAUCGAGAGGGUGGAUGAAAACACGUUUAGGUGUUAUGUAUAUAGUAUUAAGUUCUUUGCUUUUGAGGUUUGCCCUGUUUUGCUUGUCAGAGUGGAGGAGCAGCCCAAUGGGUGUUGCAUUAGGCUCUUGUCAUGCAAGCUCGAGGGUUCGCCGAUUGUUGCUGCACAGAAUGACAAAUUUGACGCUUCUAUGGUGAACCGAAUAUCAUGUGGGAGCAACCAAAUCAACUCAUUGGCUCAACGACUAACCUCAGAUGCUGUGAUUGAGGUUAGCAUUGAGAUUCCUCUUGCAUUUCGUGUAAUUCCGGUGCAAGCAAUUGAAUCAACUGGCACCCAAGUUCUCGAGCAAAUACUGAGGCUUAUGCUACCCCGGUUUAUGGCACAGCUUGUGAAGGACUAUCAAGCAUGGGCAUCUGGUGAUACCUCUAGGCAGCCUCUUGGGACAGGUCAGAUUUGAGAUUAUACAUCACAGCCCUUGCCACUGCCCCGGACAUGGUUAGACUAUAUACCAUUUUCUGUGACCCCUGGAUUGCAUUGUGAAAGGAAAGAAUUAACAAACUCCGUGUUGCUGUAGACUGUUACCAUUUCAUCUGAAUGACUUUUCUGUGGGCUUAGUUCGCACGCAAUUAAUUCAUUACUUUGCUCUCUAAGGUUGUAGGAACUGUGCCUGCUGAGAUUAUCAUUGAAUCUUUAGCUAAGCAUAUCUUUAUGAAUUUCAAGACAGAACAAGAGAUUGAGGAAUUCAUAUUGAGGAGGAAAAAUAUCACACACUA